UUAAUGCUAUGAGUUGUACACUCUGGAACUGAACCAUAAUGCGUGCAGUGAGAUAGUACUUCAUGUGAUUUUUUUAAUUAUGCUCUGCGAAUGAGCAGCAAUAUUUUUCCUUUUAUUCACUUGGACAUGAACUUAUCUAAAUAGAUAAGGUAAGUCACGCACUAUCCAAAUACGGAGUAAAUUUCAUCCGUUGAAAAUUGGAAAUACCAAUAAGUAAUAAGCUUAGAUUUACAACUUUAUUUGUUUUAUUCUAAAAUAUAUAUGCUCCGUAUAAGGUUAAUAAAAAAAAAUGUCAAGUUUAUUUCCAAAACCAAAUUGACGGACUAGAAACAAUUGAUGAUUUCUUUGAUUAUAAUUAUACGAUAGUAUAUAUUACCUUAUAUAUUUUCCUGAUUAAAUCAAUACUUUUUGUAGUAUUAUGGCACAUAUUAGCAAAAGAGAGUUUGACGUCCUUGAUUUAUCUGGCCAAAAGUAUUUGGAAUGGAAAGUCGACGCUUUGGCACAUUUAAAAGCAAAUGCUCUUGAAAAUACAAUUGCUGAAAAUAAUUCAGCCACUCCCCAAAAUAAGGCAAAAGCCAUCAUCUUUCUUCGUCAUCAUCUCCAUGAAAGUUUGAAAUCUGAGUAUCUAUUGGUAGAUGACCCUAAAGAAUUAUGGGAUAAUCUCCAAGAAAGGUAUGGCCAUCAACAAAAGGUCCUUUUACCAAAAGCUCAAUAUGACUGGAUCAAUUUACGAUUCCAGGAUUACAAAUCUGUGAGUGACUACAAUUCUGCUUUGUUCCAAAUAACAUCAAAACUAAAGUUAUGCGGACAAAAAGUCACUGAUGCUGAAAUGUUGGAGAAAACUUUGUCCACUAUGCAUGUUUCAAAUGCUCUUUUACAAGAGCAAUAUAGACAAAAGCAUUUUCAAAAGUAUUCUGAUUUGAUAUCAGUAUUACUAUUUGCUGAGACGAAUAUCGACAUUUUGAUAAGAAACCACAAUAUGAGACCCACGGGUUGUAGCCCGGUUAGUUUUGGUCCACCAAAUCAUGGUUCAAAACAUGAAUCAAAUGCAACUCAUAGUGGUGCUCGUGGACAUUUCAAACGUGGUCGUGGUAUUGGUCGUUAUAAUGGACCUAGCCGGCGAAACAAACAGAGUAGUAGCUCAUUUUACAAAGGCAAGGGUAAGCAAAACCGCCAUCAAACAAAGAGCCCGACGAAAUCUUCAGAAAAGGCCAAAGCCACUUGCUUUAAGUGUGGCACGUCGGGACAUUGGGCAAAUAAGUGUCGUACACCUAGACACUUGAUUGAUUUAUAUAAAUCAUCUCUAAAAGGAAAGAAUGUGGAAACUAAUUACGUCAACGAAAAUGAUCCACCAAUGCCCACAUUCAAUGUGUCUGAUUUCUAUAUGGACGAUAAUGAGAUGAACACCGACAUCAUUAUGGGUGAAAAAUAAUAAAUAAGUAAAUAAAAAGGAAUUUGAAAUAAUUCUGUUAUGUAAUAUAUUCUACAAUAAAAGUUUGUUUGUAUUGUAAUUUUUAUUUGGUGUGCUUAUUUCGAUUGUAAAUGUUAUGUACAUUUUAAUGAAUAAAGCCUUGUUUAUAUUAC
Cuscuta epithymum is the source of this 1584-nucleotide messenger RNA. Lineage: Eukaryota; Viridiplantae; Streptophyta; Magnoliopsida; Solanales; Convolvulaceae. The record is from the annotation of a GenBank genome assembly.